Carassius carassius (crucian carp) is the source of this 1005-nucleotide messenger RNA. It is a transcript of the gene exosc2, whose product is annotated as exosome component 2. Bases 34 to 924 code for a protein of 296 amino acids. Gene Ontology annotation, cellular component: cytoplasmic exosome (RNase complex); nuclear exosome (RNase complex). Gene Ontology annotation, molecular function: RNA binding. NCBI's taxonomy places the organism in Eukaryota, Metazoa, Chordata, Actinopteri, Cypriniformes, Cyprinidae. Gene Ontology annotation, biological process: CUT catabolic process; nuclear polyadenylation-dependent rRNA catabolic process; exonucleolytic trimming to generate mature 3'-end of 5.8S rRNA from tricistronic rRNA transcript (SSU-rRNA, 5.8S rRNA, LSU-rRNA). The record is from RefSeq and is a predicted model, not a curated record. The transcript is spliced from 9 exons.
GCUCUGCCAUUUUGCAUGAAUCCGGUGUAAAGCAUGGCGUCGGUGGAGAUGAGGCUCCCAGCGGUCCACAAACCCGUUUCACCGGCAGCAUCACAGUCCAACCGCGACGACAAACAUCUGGUGGUUCCUGGCGAUGUCAUCACAUCUGACACGGGCUUCAUGAGGGGCCAUGGCACAUACAUGGAUGAAGACAGACUCACGGCUUCAGUGGCUGGAGAAGUGGAACGAGUCAACAAACUCAUCUGUGUGAGACCACUGAAGACCAGGUAUAACGGUGAGGUUGGCGAUGUGGUCAUUGGCAGAAUCACAGAGGUGCAGCAGAAGCGAUGGAAAGUCGAGACUAAUUCUCGUCUGGAUUCAGUGCUGCUGCUGUCCUCCGUCAAUCUGCCCGGAGGAGAGCUGAGAAGGCGAUCAGCGCAGGACGAGCUGGCCAUGAGAGACUAUCUUCAGGAAGGAGAUCUCAUCAGUGCAGAGGUUCAGUCAAUCUUCUCAGAUGGCGCUCUCUCUCUGCACACACGCAGUUUGAAGUACGGCAAGCUGGGUCAGGGUGUGCUGGUGCUCGUGUCACCGUCGAUAGUGAAGAGACAGAAGACUCAUUUCCACAACCUGCCGUGCGGCGCCUCUAUAAUCCUGGGCAACAACGGCUAUGUGUGGCUGUAUCCCACGCCGGGACACCAGGACGAGGAGGCCGGAGGAUAUUACACCAGCAUGGAGCCCGUGUCUUUGGCCGAUCGGGAGGUGAUUUCCAGGCUCAGGAACUGUUUGUUGGCUCUUGCGGCUCAUAAGGUUUUGCUGUACGACACAAGCGUGCUUUACUGCUACGAAGCAUCUCUUACACACCAGAUUAAAGAUAUCCUGAAGCCAGAGAUCAUGGAGGAGAUCAUUCUGGAAACAAGGCAGCGCCUCGUGGAGCACGAAGGAUAAACAGCUGACUGUCAUUUGAUGUUUCAUAUAAACCCUUGUAUAGUUUAUUAUGUUGGAAUAAAGGAGUUUGUCAGAAAACAA